AGUUCUUUUUAUAAAGAGUCCAGUGAUAAGGUGAGCUAUACAUAAAACCCCUAUCAGCUCCCACUGACCCGGACACACACUCACACACACAGAGCUACAAGGAGCCAGCAGACAUGGCGAGUAAGAAAACAGCAGCGAAGAGAAAGAACACCCAGCGGGCCUCCUCUAACGUUUUCGCCAUGUUUGAGCAGUCACAGAUUCAGGAGUUCAAAGAGGCUUUUGGCUGCAUUGAUCAGGACCGAGAUGGUGUGAUUAAGAAAUCAGACCUGAAGGAGACUUAUGCACAAUUAGGAAAACUGAACGUAAGUGAUGAGGAACUGGAUGCCAUGCUGUCGGAGGGUAAAGGCCCCAUCAACUUCACUGUCUUCCUCUCUCUCUUUGGAGAAAAACUUAACGGUACGGACCCAGAGGACACCAUUCUCAAUGCAUUCAAAUUGUUCGACCCCGAGAACACCGGCUUUGUCAAGAAGGAUGAGUUCAGAAGGCUACUCAUGAACCAGGCAGAUAAAUUCACGGCAGAAGAGGUGGAGCAGGCUUUUUCCUUGGCCCCCAUCGACGUGUCCGGGAAUAUCGACUACAAGUCUCUCUGUUACAUUAUCACACACGGGGAUGAGAAAGAGGAAUCGUAAAGAAAAUGCAAAUAACAUAGCUGAAUCUUGAACAGGUUGAACUGGAUAUUGGAUUUGAAGUGUUGGGAAAUGUAGGGUGUGUGUGUGGGAGGAGAGCAGUAUUUCAAUAAUCAUCAUCAUUAAAGGAAUACUCCAACGUUCUCAAAUCUAAUCUCUGUCCACCCCAUCUAUAGUUUAUAUGCAAUUACUACAGACAAGAAUAUCAUGCUUUCCUGUACUGAGAAAAGAGCAGAAAACCAUUCGGGCAGUCGUUGUAUUCUGUCAAUAAACACUUAUGCAAAAACA
Molecule: messenger RNA, 914 nt
Organism: Hemibagrus wyckioides
Lineage: Eukaryota; Metazoa; Chordata; Actinopteri; Siluriformes; Bagridae
Gene: myl7
Product: myosin, light chain 7, regulatory
Exons: 7
Coding region: 114-629 (171 amino acids)
Biological process (GO): cardiac muscle tissue development; heart contraction
Cellular component (GO): cytoplasm; myofibril
Molecular function (GO): calcium ion binding
Source: RefSeq, a predicted model, not a curated record